This is a messenger RNA of Lutra lutra (Eurasian river otter), 4559 nucleotides long. RefSeq names its product ninein like (gene NINL). Lineage: Eukaryota; Metazoa; Chordata; Mammalia; Carnivora; Mustelidae. The transcript has 26 exons. The record is from RefSeq and is a predicted model, not a curated record. Gene Ontology annotation, molecular function: calcium ion binding. Gene Ontology annotation, cellular component: centrosome. Gene Ontology annotation, biological process: microtubule anchoring at centrosome. Bases 173 to 3910 code for a protein of 1245 amino acids.
CGCGGCGUCGGGGCCUCCAGACACAAAGAGCCGCCAGCGGGACGAGCCGUGGGUUCCCCGCGCGAGCUAGCGCCGUCGGCUCGCGCCCCUGUGCCCCGCGCGCGGGGGAGACCGGAGGCGCCCACAGCCCAGGUUUCCCCAGAAAUUCCAUCAGAAAUUGAGUCUUCAUCUUAUGUCUCUCAUUUGUAAUCAGCUGCUGUUACACUGGAGCCCUGUGGAUGUUGUGAGCUGUUGGGCAUGGAAGGCAUUCUGCAGUCCUGUGAGUCAGGGCUCAAGUUUUUGUGGGACUGAGGCCCUGGAGUGUGCCUUUGCUUGCUAUGGGAUGGAUGAAGAAGAAGAGAACCACUAUGUUUCACAGCUCAGGGAAGUCUACAGCAGCUGUGACACCACAGGGACAGGCUUUCUGGACCGGGAGGAACUGACCCAGCUCUGCCUAAAGCUGCAUCUGGAAAAGGAGCUGCCCAUCCUUCUGCAAACACUUCUUGGAAAUGACCACUUUGCCAGGGUUAACUUUGAGGAAUUUAAGGAAGGUUUUGUGGCAGUAUUGUCAUCAAGUGCUGGUGUUGGCUCCUCUGAUGAAGACAGUAGUUCUUUGGAAUCAACGGCCUCUCGUGCUGUCCCGCCAAAGUACGUGAGUGGCUCUAAGUGGUACGGUCGCUGGAGCCGGCCCGAGCCUGAGCCAGGUGGCCCUGCAGUAGGAGCCAAAUUUUUACCAGAACAGCAGGCCUGGACCCCUGGGAGAGGCCAGCUCCGCCGCUCAGCAUCUUUGGAAAGUGUGGAGAGUCUCAAGUCAGACGAAGAAGCUGAAAGUGCUAAAGAACCUCAGAAUGAGUUGUUUGAAGCACGAGGUCAGCUGCCAGCUUGGGGUUCUGAGGUCUUUGGGUGUCUCCAGAAGCCCUGCAGCCCCUCCUUGGACACCCCUGAGAGCCGGGUCCGGGGCAUCUGGGAAGAGCUGGGUGUUGGCAGUAGUGGCCACCUCAAUGAGCAAGAGCUGGCCAUCGUCUGUGAAAGCAUCGGGCUCCAGGGACUGGAGAAGGAGGAACUGGAGGAUCUAUUUAACAAACUGGAUCAAGACGGAGACGGCAGAGUGAGUCUUGAGGAAUUCCAGCUUGGCCUGUUCAAUCAUGGGCCCACUUCACUUCCAGAAUCUUCCACUCCUGUCAAACCGAGCAUGUCCUGGUCUCAUUACCAGGUCCUGGAGGAGAGUGGCUGCCCGACUGCCACAACGUCGUCCCUUGUGUCUGUGUGCUCAGGCCUGCAUCUCUUGUGCAGCAUUGAUGACGGCACUGGCUUUGCGGGUCCCGAGCAGCUCAUCGCCCUGUGGGCCCAGGAGGGAAUUCCGAAUGGCAGGGAGAUCUUGCAGAGUCUCGACUUCAGUGUGGACGAGAAGGUGAACCUUUUGGAGCUGACCUGGGCCCUUGAGAACGAGCUCAUGAUGGUUGGUGGUGCCACUCAGCAGGCAGCCUUGGCCUGCUACCGCCAGGAGCUAACCUUCCGCCAGGGGCAAGUGGAGCAGAUGGCAAAGGAGCGAGACAAGGCGAGGCAGGACCUGGAGAAAGCGGAGAAGAGGAACCUGGAGUUUGUGCAAGAGAUGGAUGACUGUCACUCUGCCCUAGAGCAGCUCACAGAGAAGAAGAUCCAGCAUCUGGAGCAGGGGUACCGGGAAAGGCUGAGCCUCCUGCGAUCUGAGGUGGAGAGGGAACGUGAGCUGUUCUGGGAGCAGACCUGCAAGCAGAGGGCCGUGCUGGAGAAGGACCUGGAGCGCCUGCGGGCCGAGGAGGCCAGCCUCCGGGAGAAGCUGACCCUGGCCCUGAAGGAAAACAGUCGAUUACAGAAGGAGAUUAUUGAAGUUGUGGAAAAGCUUUCGGAAUCAGAGAAGCUGGUCCUGAAACUUCAGAAUGACCUGGAGUUUGUGUUGAAGGACAAGCUGGAACCACAGAGCACAGAGCUCCUGGCCCAGGAGGAGCGGUUCGCGGAGGUCCUAAAGGAGUAUGAGUGCAAGUGCCGGGCGGGCUUCACACUGCUCCGCUCCACGCCGCUCCUCAGGCGGCUGCUCUGGCUGCAAGGGGUGUCUGGCUCUGCCCUACAGGACCUGCAGGACCGCAAUGACGAGCUGCAGGCUGCCCUGGAAGGCUUGCAGGCACGGUUGCCUCCAAGCUGGCAUAGCCAGCCCCAUGCGCAGCCAGAGGAACGGCUCCUCUCUGGACACGGACCAGCAGGCAUCAUUUCAUUUGUUGGUGACUCCAUUCCAGUGAGUUUAGAAACGGAGAUAAUGGUGGAGCAGGUGAAGGAACACUGCCAAGACCUCAAGAUCCAGCUGGAGACCAAGGUCAAUUCCUACGAAAGGGAAAUGGAAGCGAUGAGAAGGGACUUCAUGAAGGAGAGGGAGGAGAUGCAGCAGGCCUUCAGGCUUGAGAUCCACAUGCUGGAGUGCCGUAGGGCUGACCUGGAGGUGCUGCUUAGGAAGUCUCAGGAGCUCAUCCGAGGCCUGCAGGACCAGCUCCAGCAGGUGACCCGUGGCCCUCUCCCGGAGAGGGCGGACUUGGGGCAGUGCUGCAUGCAGGCGCUGUCUGGCCCGGCUGGGCCGCUGGCCCAAGAGCAGGACCCACUGGAGCAGGAGCAGCACCAGAGGCAUCGGACUGAGCUGCCACGAGUCAGGAAAGAGGCAGAAGUUGUGCGGAACUACGAGCUCUCAAGGAUGCAAGCCCAGCAGGCUGCCAACUGUAAGCUCUUAGUGCUGCAGCCUCGGCAGGAGAAGGAAGAGGUGCUACUGAGUCCCCUGCUGCAAGUCCACGAGGUGGCCGGGCAGGAGCAGCUCAAGUCCCUGCAGGAGGAAGAGGCCAACACGACCCUAGAGAGAGAGGAGGAUGACAUGAAAACCAAACUUCUGCAGCUGGAAGAUGUCGUCCGGGCUCUUGAGAAAGAAGCAGAUUCAAGAAAGAACAACAGAAUCGAGUUGGAUAGGCUUUCUGAAGAAAAUGCAUUGUUGAAAAAUGAGCUGGGAAGGAUUCAGCAAGAGCUCGAAGCUGCAGAAAGGACAAAUGAUGCUCAGAGGAAGGAAAUCGAGGUUUUAAAGAGAGACCAGGAAAAGAGCUGCUCUGAAGUGGAAGAACUCAACAAACAGAGUCAGAAAUGUAGGGAUGAAGUGUUGCAGCUCAAUGAGAAGUUCCUUCAGCCGGGAGAGGUGGCCUUUCCCCACCAGGCCCAGAAUGAGAACGGCAUCACCAUUCAGUUAUUAACACAGAGACUGGAGGAGGUGGGGCAGUGGGAGGAGCUGCAGGGUGAGCACAUCCAAAAACUUGAACUUGAACUCAAACACAUGAAUCAGGAAUGUCAGAGCCUGAGACUGUCACAGUCACAGCUGAGAGAGACUCUUGAAGAAAGUCAAGACCAGCUGCACAGAGCCAACCUGGGGUUGAGGUUGGCCUGGUCCCAACACUCCAAGGAGGUUCAUCAGCUGCAGGAGCAGAUGCAGGGGCUGGUGCCUCGGGACCAUGUGGCUGAGCUGCAGCAGAUGCUAGAAGAGGAACGGCAGAUGGCUGGGCGGUUCCGCAAGGAGUGCCUUCUCCAGAAGGAAAAGGGGAGGCAGCUGGAGACACAAUGGGAAGAACAUGAAAAAGAGCUUAAAGACACGGAAGAGCAGGUAGAAGAGAUGGGAAUGGUUCUGAAGAAUGUGGAAAUGCUCCUACAAGAAAAAGUGGCUGAGCUGAAAGAGCAGUUCGAAAAGAACACAAAGUCAGAUUUGCUGCUCAAGGAGCUCUAUGUGGAAAAUGCUCACCUGAUGAAGGCACUUCAGGUCACCGAAGAGAAGCUACAAGGUGCUCAGAAGAAAAACCACAUCUUGGAAGAAAAAGUUAGAGCUCUCAACAGACUCAUCAGUAAGAUUGCUUCAGCUUCUCUCUCUGUGUGAAGGCUGCUUAUUUUCCUGGAAUUCAUUUUGAAAGAACAUUUUUUAAAAUUAAGCCACCAUAGUGCCAUAACUUUCUAUGGUUCAUUGGCUGUGCACCGGGCAUAGCAGGUUUCUAAUUCUUUCAUUGUUCACCUCACACAUAUUUAAAAAUGUCUGUUGUGCCAGAUGCUCAGAAAAUAGACAUGCUGGAAAAAACUACAUUUUUAUUAGUGGUCCUGGGUAAUUUCUGUAGGUAAAAUUCCCAGUUUUGCUACCAGUGGGUGAAACAGAUUAUGCUAGCUUUCAGCGAAGAAAGACUAAAAGAAAAUGGUAAAAUCAAUUUCAGUGUUGUACUUUUGACCUUGGCUGCAGAGAGUAAAAUGAAAUAUAAGUGCUCUGGACACUUUCACCCUUUCACUGUUACUGCUUUGGGCUUAGAUCAUUAGCAUUCUCGAUUUGGGUCUAUACAGAUAUUCUAGAAGGACUACUCAAUGUGACUGUCCACCUUUCUCCACCACAGGAAGAUGUUUGGGGAGUGCCUAUUUUAUGUCUGUGGACUCAGGGAUGAUAGUAUUUACUGUGAAUGCAAUCUUGUCCUCAAUGAAAUGUCAUCACACUGGAAAUUGUAUUAUAUAUGUAAAGAAGAAAAACUAUAGUUUUAUAUUCAAAA